Cuscuta campestris is the source of this 1788-nucleotide messenger RNA. Lineage: Eukaryota; Viridiplantae; Streptophyta; Magnoliopsida; Solanales; Convolvulaceae. The record is from the annotation of a GenBank genome assembly.
CGUCUCAUCUCCCACCAAACCCGAGACAUAUAUACACUGUCAGAUUCGAUUCGUGGUUGAUAAACACUUUGAGAAAACUCGAAGGAGAUUUAACAGCUUCCCGGAUCGGAUGAUGGAGGGGAAAACCUUGAAAAGAGGCAAUCUAAGAAGCAAGAAGAAGUUGAAGAGUUCCCUGACGAAGCACCUGACUGUCGGCGUCGGCGCCGGAGUCGGAGGUCAAACGUCUCUCUUCUCACUUCCGCCGCAAACCUCAGCUGCCGCAUCCAAAUCCGCUGGACUCCGGAGCGUUUGGGAUGUAGAAGCACGGCCGGCUGUUGAAUCUCAGUUACAUUUGGCCCAACCGCAUUUACCGUCGACGUCCUGUGUCAGCUCCGGCGCUGUUUCUGAUGCUGGUCUCGAUGAGAAAGAUUUCAUUCUUAGCCAAGAUUUCUUUUGUACCCCUGAUUACAUUACCCCCGAGGUGCCAGCUAUUCCAAAUGGGUUGGAUUCCGAAACGGAUAAUUUAAUUUGUCCCAAGUCACCCGAGAAAGUAAAAUCUGUCGGAAGCAAAAGGCAGAGAAUGGAUGGUCUUUCAGUUUCUUUCACUUCAAAAUUUUGCAGCACACAACUACCUGAUGCUACAGAUGAUACUUCUGUGGUAGAUGAGACAAAAUUGGGAAAAACAACCAACCCACCCAAUAAUCACGGUUAUAUUUCACAAUCUGCCAUGGCCUUAAGGUGUAGAGUUAUGCCUCCUCCCUGCAUUCAAAACCCAUACCUCAAAGAUGCUUUAGUAGCAGAUAUUGAUCCGUUUGGAAGUCGAAGAUCAAAAUAUGCAGCGUUUUAUCCUGCAGUUCUGGAAAAUGAUGGCCUUUCACGCUACCGGACAGAUUUUCACGAAAUUGAGCAAAUUGGCUGUGGAAAUUUCAGUCAUGUUUUCAAAGUCUUGAAGCGAAUUGAUGGUUGCAUGUAUGCAGUGAAACAUAGCACAAAGCAAUUGUAUCUGGACACUGAAAGGAGAAGGGCUUUAAUGGAAGUUCAAGCUCUCGCUGCCCUUGGGUUCCACAACAACAUUGUCGGCUAUUACUCUUCGUGGUUUGAAAACGAAAAACUUUAUAUACAGAUGGAACUUUGUGAUCACAGCCUAUCCAUCAAGAGAACUAAAUUAUACUCAGAAGGGGAAAUAUUGGAAGUAAUGCAUCAGAUUGCCAAGGCAUUGGAGUUUGUGCAUGAGAGAGGCAUAGCCCAUUUAGAUGUAAAACCAGACAAUAUAUAUGUAAAAAAUGGUGUUUAUAAGCUAGGAGACUUUGGAUGUGCAACACUACUGGAUAGUAGCUUGCCAAUUGAAGAGGGCGAUGCACGCUAUAUGCCGCAAGAAAUCCUCAAUGAGAACUAUGAUCACCUUGACAAGGUUGAUAUCUUUUCCUUGGGUGCUUCAGUGCAUGAGCUUAUCAGAGGCUGUUCCCUGCCAGAAGGCGGGCUUCAUUUUAUGAACCUCAGGGAAGGAAAAAUGCCUCUUCUGCCAGGCCAUUCAUUGCAGUUUCAGAAUCUACUCAAGGUCAUGAUGGAUCCAUGCCCUAUCCGGCGUCCUUCGGCCAAAGAACUUGUUCAUCAUCCCAUUUUUGAAAGGAGACAGAGAUCAACCGUGAACAAGCACUGACACACACACAUGGUGUCAAUUGUGAGCUCAAAACCUGUAUGUAUGUAUAUAUAAAAAAAUUCUUUAUUACUCAGGAAGGCUGGCUUGGCUCCAACUCAUAAUUUUGAAUGCUCUUACUUUGCUGAGGAACCCUAUGCAGGAUGUUCCCG